This is a messenger RNA of Morone saxatilis (striped sea-bass), 852 nucleotides long. Its product is annotated as protein S100-A11-like. The record is from RefSeq and is a predicted model, not a curated record. Bases 91 to 354 code for a protein of 87 amino acids. Lineage: Eukaryota; Metazoa; Chordata; Actinopteri; Moronidae. Gene Ontology annotation, molecular function: transition metal ion binding; calcium ion binding. The transcript has 3 exons. Gene Ontology annotation, cellular component: perinuclear region of cytoplasm.
UGGCUAGAAAAAGACCAGGAAGAUGUGUGUCCUCAAAACUUACCCACAUCAUACCUGAGUUGAUCCUCCCUGUGCGCCUCUUGACUUGUGAUGGAGUCUGCUAUUGGUGUGCUGGUGUCCAAGUUCAAGGCGUAUGCUGGCAGUGACGGUUCCUCUGACACACUGAGCAGAGAUGAGUUUCGCAGUCUGGUCACAUUAGAGCUCCCCAGCUUCAUCAAGAAUGCUGGCGACCCCACUGCCAUGGACCAGCUCAUGAGCUCAUUGGAUGAGAACAACGAUGGAGAGCUAAACUUCCUGGAGUUCUGGCAGCUGAUUGGGCAUCUUGCGAGCAAACAUGGGGGGUUCAGCCAAUAGAGUGUCCUCAGAUGCACUGUUACAGUUCCACGUGUUACUAAAUUGUCUGUGUGCCAUACAGUUAGAGAAAAUUGGAAAAUGGCCAAAUGGAAAACACCCUAAGUCUGAUUCGAAUGCUAAAUGCUGUGUUUUUCAUCAGUAGUCUGAAUGUCUCCUCACCCCCCUCCUCUCACCGGCAACUGGCAGACUGUUCUGUCACAGAAUACUAUUGAACAGUUUCAGCAAUAUUAGAACCAGUCCUAGUUCCCAGCACACCCACACUCAUACACCAACACAUACACACAGCUGCUUGUGCUUACAGGUCUACAAGGAAGUUGCAGAAUGGGAAUGAGAAUGUGUGUGUUAACAGCACUAUGUAUUCUUGGCGUUCCUAAUUCUUGGAAAACACACCUUGUGGAGUUAAUCACUUCCCACUAGGACCCAAACAGAGGUGUGGUGUGUCGGCAGAGAAAGAUUAAUAUGUUAAAAGCUGGAAAUAAAAUCUAAAGAGUUGUUUAC